Molecule: messenger RNA, 1446 nt
Organism: Diabrotica balteata
Lineage: Eukaryota; Metazoa; Arthropoda; Insecta; Coleoptera; Chrysomelidae
Source: the annotation of a GenBank genome assembly
AUGGUUCUUAACCGACCAAUAGCAAUGGCUUUAUGUGACAAUAAAGAUUCUCAGGAACCGCCUCAAACAUUUACUUUUCCUACUGAUAAUACAAAGGACAGUCGUAGUUUUGAAGGCUACAAUUUUGAUAUGUCAGCUCCGUGUAGAAGAGUUGUUUACCAUCCUCUGAGAGAUCUUGGGUAUAAACCGGAGCCCAACUCAGAGAUCUACGCUUACGGUUUACCAAGCGAUACUACGGAUUUAGAGUUGAUGGAGUUUUUCCAACAAUGUGGAGAAAUUUUUAAAUUAAAAGUUAUGGUGGGUAGUGGUAAUGCAAAUAGAGGGUUUUGCUUUGUAACGUUCAUGAAUUCUGAAGUAGCUAAAAGCAGUCUGGACCUCAACUAUGUACCGUUUAGACCUCAUUGUUAUCUACGUAUCACAUUAUCUUACAACAAUUGCCGCAUUUUUUUGGGAAAUAUUCCGUUAUGCAAAAGCAGAGAUGACGUAUGGAAAGAAUUAAUGAAAAAUGGUGUUACGAAAAUCACAGACGUCAUUAUGUACAGGAAUUACGCAGAUCGAUCUCAGAAUCGAGGAUUUGUCUUUGUGGAGUUUGAAGGACACGAACAAGCUGCUGGAUUCCGUGCCCAAUACGAAGGCCAAUUGUGGAUGUGGGGAAAGGAGAUUAUUAUUGAUUGGUCUGUUCCUCUACCCAUUGUUGAUAGCUCUGUACUAGAAAAGGUAACAACUAUUUUCAUGCGAAAUCUACCUGUCACGUUAAGCAAAGAAGAACUUCAGGAAUCAGUAUUUAAGCUGAUGGAUAAAGAAAAUAUCCAAAGAGUAUAUAAAUUCAAAAACUACGCUUUUAUUCACUUGUUUACGAGAACUCAAGCUGAACAUUUAAUGAAAAUCUUAAAAGAGCACUUUGAUGACGAACUAAUCCAAAUCGAAUGGGCCAAACCUCCAUCAAAACAAACCUCACCAUCGUACAGAAGCCAAAAGGUAAAUCAGAUAACAUCUAAUAUGUCAAGAAAUUUAAAACUAUCUCUGCCUGCUUCCUUAUCAUUAGAAAGUCAAGAAGAUGAUACAAGACAAACAAAUUCUUCGGCAAUGAAGAAAAAAGCUUUAUCAAAUGAUGUAGAACUACCUUCUGAUGUACAUGUUUCUCGUAACUUACUUAGACAUAGACAUGGAGAAUCGUACCUGAACACUGCUUUAUUUACAACAGCCAGAACACCAAAUGACUUAACCAUAUCUUUACCUCAGUUUUCACGCUAUGAUUGGUCUACUAAGGACAAAGAUGUCUUCACAUUAAAAAACGCAAAUUUAAAUAAAGAGGCAAUUAACACCUAUAAGCAAAGAAUGGAGGAGCACUAUGGAAACGGCAAUCUUUCUAAUAUAUCAGAAGACAAAAUAAAUUGCUGCGAGUUAUGCAGUAACUUGGACAAGUUGCUACCAAAGGCCACCUAA